Leptopilina heterotoma is the source of this 4835-nucleotide messenger RNA. RefSeq names its product diacylglycerol lipase-alpha (gene inaE). Gene Ontology annotation, cellular component: dendrite membrane; postsynaptic membrane. The record is from RefSeq and is a predicted model, not a curated record. Lineage: Eukaryota; Metazoa; Arthropoda; Insecta; Hymenoptera; Figitidae. The transcript has 17 exons. Gene Ontology annotation, biological process: lipid metabolic process. The coding region runs from base 1141 to 4386 and encodes 1081 amino acids.
UUUAAAUUAUGUUGUCGUGAUUUCUCUUUUUUUUGUGAAUAAAAUUUCUGGGAUUAAAAGUGAUAUUAUGUGUACCUAUAUAAAUAUAGAGUUGUAGAUAUUUGUAUAUAUGUGUAUUGUAUAUUUAUAUGGUGAGGGUGUAGAAUUAGUUUUUCACAGCUUGUGCACAGGGAUUCCGACAUCGAAGCGAUUUACAAGUAGCAAUAGAAUCACGCAGGCGCCGCGACGCUUAGCGUCGUUUUCUCUGUUACCAGUUUGCAAGAGGUACCUCACCUCGUCGGACGUAGUUUUUUUUAAAACGUCAAAUAUUGCCGGCAAAGUUCGCGGGCACGUGGAGUUGUAAAAUAAACGUUCGCAUUUAUAAUAAUAAUAAAUUGUCACAAAUGUGACUGAAGAGAGGAAACAAAUAAUGAAUAAUACAUUUUAUUAUUCAAAAAUGAAUGAAACGAUUAUAUUGCCAAAAAGGAAAUUGAUAUCGACAAUCGUCUUGUGCGACAAAAAAUAAGGACCAAAAUAUUGUCGAGAGAAUCUCGAAAUUUCAAGGCGUCUCCGCUUGUGUUUUUUUCCAUUUAUUUUUAUUAUUUACUAGUUAUUAAUUACGAAUCACUAAUUACUAAUUACUAUUUACUAAUUUUAAUAAUAUAGAUUGAUUUUUAUAUUUUCGAUAUUUUUCUUACAUAUUUCGGGAUUGGAGUAUAAAUUCCGGGGGGGUUUCAAUUAUUAAAGUUCGGUUUGGGAAAUUGUGACGGACAUUUUUUGUGUUGUGUGUAAGUUUUUCGAAAAAGAUUACAUAAUUUCUUACAAGUGAUAUUCAAAUUUUUGAAAAUUAUGCCAAAGAAGUCGGGGGAAAAUGCAGUCUUAUCGUUUCUUUAAAAACUCGUUUAUACUUGCAACGAUGCAAUCGAUGAUUACAUUACAACUUUGAAUACAAGGGCUUUUGCAUCAAUAAGGAGAGCGAGAGAGAGUCGACGAUGGAAACGACAAGGGAAGUGGCGCAUUUCAAUCGAAGUCUGAGGCUCAAGGAUCGCAAAUGCGGGACAAUUUCGAGAAACAGAAAAGAGGUCAUCUUUGGAAAAUCUCGUGCAAAGAUAAAUUUUAUUGACACGUAGUGAAUUUCUCAGUGAUAGUGGAAAGAAAAAUAUGCCGGGGAUCGUAGUCUUCCAACGACGAUGGAGCGUCGGAAGCGACGAUCUCGUGGUGCCUGGUGGCUUUUUAUUUAUUCUACAUUUUAUUUGGAUGAUAGUUCUGGCGUUGAUAUUGGGAAUUCUUGAGUGGGAUCGUGGCGUUUAUUGCAUCCUUCUUCUCUGGGACUAUAUUCUCGGCUACUUGACAAUAUUCAUAUUAACGAUGUCUGUUGAGUUUUCUAUUUGCUUGUUGGCGACGAGAGGCAGCAUUUUGGAUACAAAUGCAAGAGCUCCAAUGCCCUAUCUUCUUUACAUACGACUGUUUUUAUUAUUAGUUGAGACGGGAUGGUUGUGCGCUGGUGUGACGUGGUUAGCAUAUUUCUAUCAAUCUUGUCCCGUGGAUCAGACGAAAAAGGACAUUAUGUUAGCUCUCAUUAUUUCGAACUGGUGUAUUCAAGCGUCAGUUGUAGUGACAGUGUGGUGUACAUAUGAUACUGCAGGCAGGUCCUGGGUGAAAAUGAAGAAAUAUCAACGUAGUUUACGAGAAGCUGAAUCACGGGGCGACAGAAUGCACUACAAACGUAGCGGUAGCAGGAAUAGAAAUUGGCGACAACGAAAAGUCAUUCGUGCCUAUCAGGAUAGUUGGGACAAUAGAUGUAGAAUGUUAUUCUGCUGCAUGGGAAACUCCGAUAGAAAUAGAAAUUCCUUUGCGGAUAUUGCGAAGCUAUUGAGCGAUUUCUUCAGGGAUUUAGACGUAGUUCCGUCGGACGUCGUGGCGGGUUUAGUGUUAUUACGAAGAUUUCAGAAAAUUGAACGAGAGCUGAUCGUGAAGCAGGGAAAGAACGAUAUCCAUGAGUUCCUAUCAGGAGUGCCAAUCACUCCUCGCACUAAGUUCCUGCACUUGACCGAGGAAGAAGAUUUGAAGUAUUUCCUGCCAGCUGUUCAUUAUAUGCACUUUGCAUUAGCCGCUUAUGGCUGGCCACUAUUUCUCGUCUCACAGUCCAGUGGCCUUUGCCAAUUAUGUACAAGAUUAAGAUGCUGCUGCUUCUCAUGCAAAGGAGAAGAAGAUGAAACUAUAGUCGUCGAGGAUAACUGCUGCCAAUGCAAUUACGCUGUACUUCGAAGAUUGGUGGAGAUCGGACAAGUCGAGGUCGUUUAUGCCACUUACCAUGUCGACGUUGGCGAGACUCCAUUUUUUGUUGCGCUAGAUUACACCAAUAAAAAGGUGGUGGUUAGUAUUCGCGGGACCCUUAGUCUGAAAGACGUGAUGACGGAUUUGAAUGCAGAGGGUGAAGUAUUGCCAUUAUCACCGCCUAGAGAAGACUGGCUAGCUCACAAAGGAAUGGUUCAAGCCGCUGAGUACAUUCGGAAAAAACUCCACGAGGAGGGAAUAAUUGACAAAGCCUUUGCGAAAGAUCCAGAGCAAGGCUCUCGUCAGUUUGGACUGGUUUUAGUCGGACAUUCAUUGGGAGCGGGAACAGCGGCAAUAUUAGCAAUUUUACUUCGACAAGAGUAUCCGGACUUGGUGUGUUUUUCGUUUGCACCGCCGGGUGGUCUUUUAAGUACGCCUGCCCAACAAUACUCACAGGAGUUCAUUACGUCCGUAGUUGUAGGAAAAGACGUUAUACCAAGGAUAGGAUUGAGACAAAUGGAGAGCCUGAGGGCGGACCUCAUCAACGCUAUCAAGAGAAGCGUGGAUCCCAAGUGGAAGACGAUAACGUGUUCUGUGAUGUGUUGCGGAUGCGGUUCGAUUCCAACAUCAGCGGCUAAUUUAGAAGCAGGCGGAUGUAUCAGCGAAUAUCAAAGAGAUAAGGAUAUGGCGAGAUCGCAAACAGUAGUCUCUGGUGACUCCAGCGUAGCAUUAACGCUUCAUCGACCACUUUAUCCACCGGGGAGAAUCAUCCACGUCGUACGAAGGCAUCCCAAUAAAAACGAGCAAAUAAAUCAAUCACGUUGGAGGAAAGUGUUGAGGAAGCACGAACCGGAAUAUAUGGCUCUUUGGGCGGAACCCUGUGACUUUGACGAAGUGCUCAUUAGUCCGGUGAUGAUUCAAGACCAUAUGCCUGACAAUAUGCUGAAGGCACUACGUAAGGUUGUAACGGGAAGGAGAGGAGCGAAACCUAAACGUCAAUCCUCGUCGGUCGAUGUUUUGAAUGCACGAGAAGCCCUAGAUAUCCAGGAAAUUGAGAUUGAACAAGAAAUGCGAGCUUUACUUUCGACAUCGAGUCCCGUCAAGUGUCCAUUGACUGCCGGGACACCGCCCCACAAACUCUGCCUGGAAACGAGCUUUACAUCACUCCAGAGUCCCAACGAAUUCCCUCAAGCAGGUCGUGAACUCAGCCUCGAUUCCACGGGUCUUCCUUGGGAAUUUAUUAGCUUGGCCAGUGAACUUUUGCACACGCCCAGGCCCAACGAGAGCAAACUGUCAAAUCGACUGGGAGACUGGGACAAUUUACCUCGAAUGGCUCCUUUAGCGACACCGGAAACUCUCUCUGAGGCAUCAAGUUAUCCACCAUCGCCAAUUCCACCCCCGAGACCAAUGAGACGAACUCCGAAAAUUUCCGGCAAUUUAUCAACUGCUGCUGACGAUCUCAAAAAUAAUCUUCAUUUUGCAAUGCUCUCGGCAAAAAAUUAUUUUCUUCGUGAGGAAACAAUGGGAAGCAAUAGCAGCAGCGGUAACAGUGAGGCGAGUUACGAGAGUCCUAAAAGUUUGGAAGCUGGACUUCCACCUCCAGUGCCAAGGAGGGGCGAUUCUGUGAUAGCGAGAAGGGAACUUCGGGUAUGUACUGCCGCCUGUUGCAGGGACGAUCUUUCGGAAAAUUCUUCAACCCACACAUCCUCGCAUUCUUCAGGAAAUUCUCAAAUUUCCCAUCGUGUGCAAAUCGAUUUUGCCGAAGGGAAUGAAAACUGUCUCUCUGGCGUUGACUAUUUCGGAACGAAGGAACCGACGAUAAUGACGUCAACGACGACGACAACGACGCCGACGACAACUGCGAGACAAGCGGAUAGUAACGAAGUCUUCCUCAGCGUGAGAACUUCCCCUGAUUGUAAAGGUCUAAUGGCUCCGGCAACUGAUUUAGGCGCAGAAUGGAAAAGAAAACUGGAUUCUGGAGCAAUUAGCUGUAAUGCAUCACUACCUCUUUUGCGCGGUUUAUCACCAACUCCUUCUGCGACUCAGUACAAUUCUCCAUUUUUCAACGCAAAGAGAAAAAAAUACGUAUAUCCAAUCACUCUAGUUGGACGAGGUGAAAGUAGCGUUUAAAAAAUAAUUAUAAUUAAGCAAAAACGAUUAAAAAAAAUACGGGACCAUGGGAAUUUAGAAAAAAAAUAUCUCCAGAUUUCGUUUCUCUCCCUUAGCAAGAAAAAAAAAUUGUCCAUAAAAUUCUAAAUUUGUACCUAAGAAAAAGUGGAAAAAAAACAGUUAUUGCUAAAAAUUUUUUAGCGAAAACAAAAAUUAAAUAUUAAAAUUAAAUUGAAAAUGUAAUUGAAAAUUAAUUUGAAAUUCGACAGAAAAAAAUUGGAGCAAGUCCAAGUUUGAAGGAAGGAAAACUCGACAUUUUUCCAUUUACAAUUAUCUAGUCAAUAUUCAUAACCACAAAAAAAAAUUAAUUCAAAUAUCUGCAGUAACUUUGGUUUUUUUCUCGCAAUAUUUGCAUUUUUAAAUUAUACUUUACAAAUCGUAAAUAAAAAAAGAAAAACGUAAAAAAUAAA